This is a messenger RNA of Manis pentadactyla (Chinese pangolin), 2995 nucleotides long. RefSeq names its product polypyrimidine tract binding protein 1 (gene PTBP1). Gene Ontology annotation, molecular function: mRNA binding. NCBI's taxonomy places the organism in Eukaryota, Metazoa, Chordata, Mammalia, Pholidota, Manidae. The record is from RefSeq and is a predicted model, not a curated record. Gene Ontology annotation, biological process: mRNA processing; regulation of RNA splicing; regulation of cell differentiation. Gene Ontology annotation, cellular component: nucleus.
GCCAAUGGGCAGAGCGCGCGGGGGACGUGUUCGGGCGUCUCCGCCAUUUUGUGAGUCUAUAACUCGGAGCCGUUGAGUUGGUUCCUGCUAUUCCGGCGUCUCCACUCCGUCCCCCGCGGGUCUCCUCUGUGUGCAAUGGACGGCAUUGUCCCAGAGAUAGCAGUUGGUACAAAGCGGGGGUCUGACGAGCUCUUCUCUGCCUGCGUCACUAACGGACCCUUUAUCAUGAGCAGCAGCGCGGCCUCUGCAGCAAACGGGAACGACAGCAAGAAGUUCAAAGGUGACAGCAGGAGUACAGGUGCACCCUCCAGGGUGAUCCAUCUCCGCAAGCUGCCUGGUGACGUCACCGAGGGCGAGGUCAUCUCCCUGGGGCUGCCCUUCGGGAAGGUGACAAACCUUCUGAUGCUGAAAGGGAAAAACCAGGCCUUCAUCGAGAUGAACACAGAGGAGGCCGCCAACACCAUGGUGAACUACUACACCUCGGUGACGCCAGUGCUCCGCGGCCAGCCCAUCUACAUCCAGUUCUCCAACCACAAGGAGCUGAAGACGGACAGCUCGCCCAACCAGGCGCGGGCCCAGGCAGCCCUGCAGGCCGUGAACUCCGUGCAGUCAGGGAACCUGGCCCUGGCUGCCUCGGCUGCGGCAGCGGACGCCGGCAUGGCGAUGGCCGGGCAGAGCCCAGUGCUGAGGAUCAUUGUGGAGAACCUCUUCUACCCAGUGACCCUGGAUGUGCUGCACCAGAUCUUCUCCAAGUUCGGCACCGUCCUGAAGAUCAUCACCUUCACCAAGAACAACCAGUUUCAGGCACUGCUCCAGUACGCGGACCCUGUGAGCGCCCAGCACGCCAAGCUGUCACUGGACGGGCAGAAUAUCUACAAUGCCUGCUGCACGCUGCGCAUCGACUUCUCCAAGCUCACCAGCCUCAAUGUCAAGUACAACAACGAUAAGAGCCGAGACUACACACGCCCUGACCUGCCCUCGGGUGACAGCCAGCCCUCGCUGGACCAGACCAUGGCUGCCGCCUUUGGUGCGCCUGGUAUAAUGUCAGCCUCUCCGUAUGCAGGAGCUGGUUUCCCUCCCACCUUUGCCAUCCCUCAAGCUGCAGGUCUGUCAGUUCCGAAUGUGCACGGGGCUCUGGCCCCCCUGGCUAUCCCCUCAGCGGCAGCGGCUGCUGCAGCAGGCCGGAUUGCCAUCCCUGGCCUGGCAGGUGCAGGCAACUCUGUCCUGUUGGUCAGCAACCUCAGCCCCGAGAGAGUCACACCCCAAAGCCUCUUUAUUCUUUUCGGCGUGUAUGGGGAUGUGCAGCGGGUGAAGAUCCUGUUCAACAAGAAGGAGAACGCCCUGGUGCAGAUGGCAGACGGGAGCCAGGCCCAGCUGGCCAUGAGCCACCUCAAUGGGCACAAACUGCAUGGGAAGCCUGUGCGCAUCACGCUGUCCAAGCACCAGAAUGUGCAGCUGCCCCGUGAGGGCCAGGAGGACCAGGGCCUCACCAAGGACUAUGGCAACUCACCACUGCACCGUUUCAAGAAGCCUGGCUCCAAGAACUUCCAGAACAUUUUCCCGCCCUCAGCCACCCUGCACCUGUCCAAUAUCCCGCCCUCCGUGUCUGAGGAUGACCUCAAGGCGCUGUUUUCCAGCAAUGGCGGGAUCGUGAAGGGGUUCAAGUUCUUCCAGAAGGACCGCAAGAUGGCGCUGAUCCAGAUGGGCUCCGUGGAGGAGGCCAUCCAGGCCCUCAUCGACCUGCACAACCAUGACCUGGGCGAGAACCACCACCUGCGUGUGUCCUUCUCCAAGUCCACCAUCUAGGCUGGGACCUCCCGCCGGGCCGGCCACACUUCCGUCAUUCCAGAAGAAAGCCACUUUAAAGCAGCUGAAGUGACCUUAAAAGACCAGAGAUUUUAUUUUUUUAAAGAGAAAUCAGUUUACCUGUUUUUAAAAAAAUUAAAUGGAAUUCACCUUGCUCACCUCGGGGAGUCGGGUGCCGGCCCCUGGGCUCUCGGCGGCGACACGUGGACAGUGCGCCAGCUCCCCGCCCCGGCCCUCCCAGUGCCUUCUGCGGCCUCUGCGGGUCGGGCGCUCCCAAACCUCACUCGACUCUCCCGUGCCUUAAGCCUGCUGCUCCAGCAGGGCCUUCUUGGGUAGCAAAAGUGUGGGGGUUCGGGGGAGCAGGCCCUUCCGUGGGGUCCUGUGGCGGGAGGCUGUGUGGCAGGUCUGGCCCACACCCCCACCCACUCAAUUAAGCGUGUGAUUCCCCUACCCCAGGCAAACCCGGGGCGCCCCAUCAGCUUCAGCUUUGGAGCUCUGGUUCACCGUAGUCUCUGUAUCAGCUUCAAUACAGACAUCUGUGCCUAGCGAUAUUUCCAGUGACCAAAUAUUCUAAUCUUUUUUUCAUUUAUAUGCAAAAAAAUAGUUUUGAGUAACUUUUUAUAUAGCAAGAUAAAGGUGGUCUGAGUAACAUACGCUUCCUCUGUGUGACCUUGCAUACUGUACUCCUUUUAUCCGAGCCGCAGGGCAGACGUGAUGAGCUGGGGCCCAGGCCUUGGCCCACCCAUCUGAGACCCCCAGAUGCCUUACCCUGACCGCCGUCCACCCAGGAGGACAAGCACUCUUAAACUUCCAGGGUUGCUUGCUUUCUGCAAAUUUUGGACCAAAGUUUUGUUUCUGUUUUUUGUCUGCCUCUGAUGCUGGGACCCCAGAAGGGGGGGUCUCCUACACGUUGUCCUGUGCUCGGGUCCCGUGCUGGCCAUCCUCUCCCUGGGGUCCAGACCCCAAAAUUUCCAUUAUUGGGGUGGAACAAGGGUGUAAAUAUUUAUAAUUUUUUUAUACCUGUUGUAAGACGUGAGGGGCAACAAACACGGUUUUUUAUGGGACACAGAUGUAUAUUUUGAUAACAGCAAUUACAGGCUCAGUAUUGUAUUGCGGGGCCCAGCACAUCCCUGCCGCCUGACGGCUUGUAAUGUGGAGAGAACCGAAUUAAAGCGAUUUUACCACAGUU